AGAAAAAAUCCAAACUCAAAUCUCAGUUGCCGGUAAUGCUGCAUUGCUAACGCAUCUACUCCACCGUAGUUAGACCAAAAAAUAUAUUAAUUAACACAAUUAUGACUGAUAAAAGUCUGAUUGAUCGUCUAAAUUGGAUGAUUAAAGUCACACCACAGGAGAAUGAGAAGAAGACACAAAGGUCGUGGGGUUGGGGAAGUGAACGGAAAAGUUUAACGACUGAAGAGAAACUUUAUGCAAUAAGUAAUGGAUUUGUCGUGAAUGAGGAUGGAUUUAUGCCUAGAGAGAGGGAGCGGAAGAAGUGGAAGGAGAUUAUUAGAAAAUGUUUGAAGAAGUGCCCGUGGGGUGUGCCUUGGAUGAUGAUUGUGUUUAGUGUUGUUCAGCUUUUCUUCAACACAUUCAACUCAACAGACAGAACAUAUCAACUCCUAGCCUUCUCAUCAAACCAUAAGUCUGAAAUUUGGAGAUUUUUUACAUAUUCACUUCUUCAUGCUGGUACAGCUCAUCUCAUUAUCAACAUUAUCCUCCAACUCGUCAUUUCACUGCCACUAGAGACUGAAACUGGACAUUUUAGGACAUUUUUUGUAUAUUUUGGUGGUGUCUUGAGUGGUUCAUUGGCUGCUAGCCUUAAUAAUGAUGGAAUGAUGAUGGUUGGUGCUAGUUCAGGGAUUUAUAGCUUACUGAUGAGUCAUUUGGCUCAUGUUUAUUUGAACUUCCAAACCAUCUCCUACCGGUGCUAUCGAAUAGUUUUUGUAGUCGUCCUAACCCUCAGCGACGUGAUUCACUCGUUAAGUCACUGCCUUCUUAAUAACAAUGAAGAACCAAAGAUUCACAUUGUUGCCCACAUCUCAGGUGCCAUUUGUGGAAUUUUACUCGGAUUUAUAUUUUAUAAAAAAUCAAAAACUGACAACGACGAUGCCAAAGGUGCUGAAUAUUUUAAAUUAAUAUCAAUUGCAUGUUACUUGACAUUUGUUUGCUUCGUGAUUAUUGUACAUGUUACUUAGAUAAAUCAAUUGAACAUUUUUUUAUGAGAA
Molecule: messenger RNA, 1034 nt
Organism: Chironomus riparius
Lineage: Eukaryota; Metazoa; Arthropoda; Insecta; Diptera; Chironomidae
Source: the annotation of a GenBank genome assembly